AUGAGCCAGAUUGCACCAAAGUGGUACCCAUCCCCAGACUCUGCUGUCCCAAAACAGGCUAGAAAGACUGCUCGCCCUCACAAGUUGCGUGCCUCGAUUGUUCCAGGUACCGUCUUGAUCUUGUUGGCUGGUAGAUUCAGAGGCAAGAGAGUUGUCUACUUGAAGCACUUGGAGGACAACACCUUGUUGGUCACUGGCCCAUUCAAGGUCAACGGUGUUCCAUUGAGAAGAGUCAACGCUCGUUACGUGAUCGCCACAUCCACCAAGGUUAACAUCGAGUCCGUCGACGUGUCCAAGUACAACGUUGCUUACUUCGCCAGAGAGAAGACUCCUAAGUCCAAGAAGUCCGAGGCUGACUUCUUCAACGAAGAGCAACCAAAGAAAGAGAUCAAGGCCGAGAGAGUCGCUGACCAAAAGUCUGUUGACGCUGCCUUGGUUGCUGAAAUCAAGAAGACCCCAUUGUUGAAACAAUACUUGUCUGCCUCUUUCUCCUUGAAGAGCGGUGACAAGCCACACUUGUUGAAGUUCUAA
Molecule: messenger RNA, 531 nt
Organism: Metschnikowia bicuspidata var. bicuspidata NRRL YB-4993
Lineage: Eukaryota; Fungi; Ascomycota; Pichiomycetes; Serinales; Metschnikowiaceae
Gene: RPL6
Product: 60S ribosomal protein eL6
Exons: 2
Coding region: 1-531 (176 amino acids)
Biological process (GO): ribosomal large subunit assembly; cytoplasmic translation
Cellular component (GO): cytosolic large ribosomal subunit; ribosome
Molecular function (GO): structural constituent of ribosome; RNA binding
Source: RefSeq, a predicted model, not a curated record